GGUGACCUCUGCGGUGUGGGUGCAGCCGCCGGGCACAAGAUAGAAACAAGAUAGGUACCCUGCCCACGUUUAUACACUUGGUAAAAACUCAAGCUGGUACAAAAACUGGUCGAGUUGUGCCCUGCCCAAUCGUUGUCAUUCACACCACUCAUUUGUGCUGUUUGGUUCAGUUUGGUUGCUGUUGCUGGCAAUUGGACAAGGAGUAGUGUGGGGCUUUUUGCAUUGAGAAGAGGAUUCCUGCUUGUUUUUAUAUACCUUGAUUUCAGCUUAAGAAUUCGAAUUUCAAAUUUAGGAUACACAUCAUGCGUCUGGUAAUUUUGGACAAUGCUAAUCAGGUGGCUGAUUGGUCUGCUCGAUAUAUUGUGAAGCGUAUCCGUGAUUUUAACCCUGGUCCGGAUCGGUACUUUGUGCUUGGUCUUCCAACAGGUGGUACUCCUGCUGGAACAUACAAGAAACUUGUCGAGCAUUACAAAGAGGGCAACAUUUCCUUCAAGUAUGUCAAGACCUUUAACAUGGAUGAGUAUGUUGGUCUGCCCCGCGACCACCCGGAGAGCUAUCAUUCAUACAUGUGGAACCACCUGUUCAAGCACAUUGACAUCCACCCAGAGAACGUUAACCUGCUGGAUGGCACCUGCUCUGACCUAGAGGCAGAGUGUGCCCGGUAUGAGGCCAAGAUCGCGGAGGCCGGCGGCAUCGAGCUCUUCAUGGGAGGGAUCGGUCCCGACGGUCACGUGGCGUUCAACGAGCCCGGCUCGUCGCUUGUGUCCCGCACGCGCGUCAAGACGCUCAACCAGGACACGAUCCAGGCCAACGCGCGCUUCUUCGACAACGACAUCAGCAAGGUGCCGACGCGUGCGCUGACGGUCGGCGUCGGCACGGUCAUGGAUGCUAAUGAGGUGCUGAUCCUGAUCACGGGCCAGCACAAGGCGUACGCGCUGCACCAGGCCAUAGAGGAGGGCGUCAACCACAUGUGGACGGUGUCGGCCUUCCAGCAACAUCCGAAAACUAUCAUGGUUUGUGACGAAGACGCGACGCUCGAACUCAAGGUCAAGACGGUCAAGUAUUUCAAGGAGCUGUGGUCGGUUCACAGCAAGCAGAUCGACGAUCCGGUGGCGUUCGAGUCGACCCGUCACGGCUAGGUGGCGCUGGCGGUCCGUCCUGCGACAUCUAGGUGGCGCUGGCGGUCCGCCCCGCCGGCUGUCAGGGACCGGGCGGACGGGCGCUGCUCUGCGUACACCACAAACACAGACUGUCGCCUCACCUCUUUUGUGGCGCCCUCGGUACUCGGACUCGACUGUCCUGGUCUGCUGUGGUGAUAGCUUCUGUCGGUGGUGAAGGCUGCAGGUGUUGGGACGUCAAGGGUUGACGGUGCAGUGCCAAGUGAUAAUAACUUUAGUACACUAUAGUAUAGCCAGCGCAGAGUGAUACGGUCGGUCAGUUUAAUAUUUGAUAUUAGUUUUCACAAACUCUGUGAUACAUAUAAGAGUAUAUUCAAUGCUAUUCGCUCUCAAAGACGAUUUAUGCAGGCAGUGUUUACUGUUUACCAUGACAUUUGUUUUAUAAUGACCAGUUUGCCUCGUAUGAGUCUGGUUGAAACUUGAUGCCUUGUUUCUGGACUGGUUUAAAUGCUACCCGAACAAAGAUUUCCAUGUGAAAUACAUGUACUUCUUUAC
Amphibalanus amphitrite is the source of this 1673-nucleotide messenger RNA. RefSeq names its product glucosamine-6-phosphate isomerase 1-like. Gene Ontology annotation, molecular function: identical protein binding; glucosamine-6-phosphate deaminase activity. Gene Ontology annotation, cellular component: cytoplasm. Lineage: Eukaryota; Metazoa; Arthropoda; Thecostraca; Balanomorpha; Balanidae. Gene Ontology annotation, biological process: carbohydrate metabolic process; N-acetylneuraminate catabolic process; N-acetylglucosamine catabolic process. The transcript is spliced from 8 exons. The record is from RefSeq and is a predicted model, not a curated record. Bases 303 to 1139 code for a protein of 278 amino acids.